UUUCAAUGAGUUUCAUGAUUCCGAUUCCUUCCAAAAAAUCGCAGCAACCUUGUAUCCUCAAGGAACGCAGCUUCAUCAAAAUAUCCAGUAACAGCAUCACCUUUCAUCUCUGCAAUUCAAUUAAGGUUCAAAUUGAUGUUUAAUUAACCAAAGCAACUCGAAAAAUACCCAAUUUUUCUACCUAAAAUCUCGAGAACUAUCACUGUCUUCGACUCAGGCAUUACCCGUAGAUCUGCUCGACGUGUUUAAUUAGGACUCUGGCGAGGCUGUGGAGGAUCCUCACGAGCGCAUUGCAACGGAGGCACUCUUAAGACAAGUCAUAGUGGACAGAAUUUAAAUACAUACAUAACAGUGUUGUUUUGGGAACAAAGCUCCUUCAAGGAUCUUUAGGGAUGAUAGUGUGCUUUGGAUGGCGACAGUUUCUUUUGUUUGUGACACUUGUUUUCUUUCUAACCCAUUUUCUCUCAGUUAUGGAGUUGCAUCAAGACUCAAAUGUUAAAGAUCCACACCAAAAGAAACAAAAAAAAUUUAAUCAUCUUGUUCUUGGACCCCCUGCUGGUGAAGGUCUGCCACAUCGUUUGCAAUGCAAAGGCACCAAGGCUCUUAACAAGAUCCAAAUAUCAACAUCCUCCAACAUUUCAAAUGGUGGUGGUGGUGUUUCUUUUGUUACAAUUUUCACGGUUUAUAACUCUAGUGUUGAUGAUGUCAAAUCAAGGGAUGCUGCAACCAUUGUGGGGAGAGUUUCAUACACCAAGGUGGAAAGGUCAAUGGCAGUCUUGAAUACUUUCAUAAAUUUUAUACAGAUGGCAAUGCCUCAAAGCAACAUGAUCAUCUUAACUGAUCCAGCAUCGAUGCUUCCACUAAAGAGAAACAGGGUGACUGUAUAUUCAGUUCAAGGUGAAUAUUCACGCGACAAGUUGAUGCUUCAAAGAAUCAGGUCUUACAUUGCUUUUCUAGAGAAAAAGCUUGAAGACCAUACACGGGAACCAACCCAAAAAAUUACUAAUUUUAUUUUCACGGAUUCAGACAUAGCAGUAGUUGAUGAUGUGGCACAAAUAUUUAACAAAUAUGAAAAUUUCCAUUUGGCACUCACUUUUCGUAACAACAAACAGCAGCCUUUAAAUUCAGGGUUCAUAGCAGUCAGGGGUACCCCUGAUGGAAUUUUAAGGGCAAAGGUUUUCUUGGAGGAAGUUUUGAAUGUUUAUGUUACAAAAUACAUGAAAGCUUCACGAAUGCUUGGAGAUCAACUUGCUCUUUAUUGGGUUGUAAAAUCUCAUACUUCAUUUGAUGAAAAAACGUUUAAUAAAGCAGAACCUUUUCUUGAGGAAAUUGGUGGGGCCUCCGUGCUCUUCUUGCCUUGUUUGGUUUACAACUGGACCCCACCAGAAGGUGCUGGUCAGUUUCAUGGCAUCCCCUUGAAUGUAAAGGUGGUUCAUUUCAAGGGAUCAAGGAAACGGCUUAUGCUCGAGUCUUGGAAUUUCUUUAAGUCGUCUUCUUCUUCUUCAUCUCCUGAGGAUCAUGAUGUAUCAGUAUCAUUAUCAGACAUGUUGUGCCUUGUAUUAAGUAGUGGACGAACAAAGUAUGAUUUUUAAACAACAAAAUUAAGGAAUUUAAAGAAAAAAAAUAGAGGUGUCUCAUCUUUUUGUUUUGGUGUUAUUUAAGUUUGAUUUGGUUGUUUAUAUGGAUUUUUGUGGUAGUGUUUUUUUUAAUUAAUUAAUUUAUUAUGUAUGAAUA
This is a messenger RNA of Lactuca virosa, 1734 nucleotides long. Lineage: Eukaryota; Viridiplantae; Streptophyta; Magnoliopsida; Asterales; Asteraceae. The record is from the annotation of a GenBank genome assembly.